Messenger RNA from Penaeus monodon (black tiger shrimp), 978 nucleotides. RefSeq lists its product as uncharacterized. Lineage: Eukaryota; Metazoa; Arthropoda; Malacostraca; Decapoda; Penaeidae. The coding region runs from base 526 to 978 and encodes 150 amino acids. The transcript is spliced from 4 exons. The record is from RefSeq and is a predicted model, not a curated record.
UCUCCCUCCCACGUAACCCCUACUAACUCGUCUCCCGCCCUUCCUGUUCCCCUGUCCGACUAGUGAUGACUGGGACAACGCAUGCUUGCAACGUCUACGACCAACGCUUAACGACCGCCACUUUCAGCGCCACUAAGCUGCAAUAUACUGUUCUCAACGACUGAGACCAAAAUGCUGGUAUUAAAAAGUUCUUCUACAGUGUAAGAUCAGUUAAUCUGCGUUUCGGCGAAUGUUUGAAUUGGCUAUAUGACAUUCUGUAAACCAACCAAAGUGAUCUAGUUUUAUCUUGAAAAUACAAGAGCUCCGUGACCAUUGUGUGACAAUAGUGACCAACUGAUAAUGUGUGAUGCUGUGUUGUUUUCUGCUCAACAAGUGACAGCUGUGGGAUGUGUGACACCAGAAGGAAUAUAUACGAUUUUGUUUUUCCUUUCUUUUCUUAGCCGGCCCCUGCCGCGCUUUUUUUUUUUUUACAAUAGUAUAUAGUUAAUUUGCAAAUGUUUAAAUAUCUAGCAGUCGUUUAGAAGUAUGAUUAACCUUCGUAUUUUAUGGAGAGUCUUAUUGGUUUUCCUUGAAAUCUGGAGGAUUCCCAUUUUCUGUGAUGCUCAGGGGAGACUAAUAGAACCUCCCUCUAGAGCUUCUAUGUGGAGAUUCGGUUUUCGGAAUCCUGUGGACUUUAAGGACGACCUCCAGGACUGCGGGGGGUUCCAGGUGCAGUGGCGCGUCCACGGGGGAAGAUGCGGUGUGUGUGGGGACCCCUGGGACGCCCCCGCCCCUCGCCCCCACGAAGCCAGGGGAAGGUACGGGAGGAACGGGGUCAUCGUCAGGUCCUACACGCAGGGGCAGGAGGUGGAAGUGGUGUCCGAGUUGACGGGUGAUGAGGACACAGGACACAUGGAAUACCGGUUGUGUCCGCGAGCGAGCAAGAGGGAGCCGGAGAGCCAGACCUGCUUCUCAGAGCCGUUAACGUUAUUCGUGUAA